AUGGAAAAGUCAGAACUAAUGACACCUUUCUCAGCCCUGGAUGGUUAUAUAAGCAGCCACUGCUCCAGUGGGACCCUCAGAGAGGCAAGGUUAUCCAAAAUCCUGUCCUUGGCAUCUACGCAUGACGCAGGUGCAAACUUCCGCUUCUCAGAUCAAUGCAAAGUCUAUUUGGAAAGAGCCCUCUCUGCAGCCUCCCGAGGCACCAGGGCAAUCGAUGGCCCUCCGUCCCAGGUGCUGAACAAGCACUUGGAACUGGCCGCAGAGGACGGGGCAGCUGGGACAGAGAGAGGACCAAGGCCCCUCCCUCCACCUCCAUCCAGCCACACGCGCGACGCUCCGGCCGUGGGCCUGAAAGCGUGGCCGUGUCUGCUGCUGAGCGGUUCAGUGAGACCCUCUGCAACAGUGCACCCCGUCUUGAAUGAAGCUCUUCUGUUCUUGUUCAAAUUUAACUUAAAUGUUCCUUGGAAAUUCACAGAUGAUUUGAGAGCUCAAGUCAAGAAGAAGAAUAUUCAGUUGGAAUCUCUAAGGCGCUUAGGAGCUAAGUCGAGGCCCAGGGAGUCUGUUCACGGAGGACGGAGGAACAGCCCAGGCGGCAUCGGAGGAAACCAAUCCUGGAGACUCACCUUCGGACCUGAGUCCCCCCGGCGGCACUGGCCGGUGUGCUGCGUGGGCUCGCUAGGGCUGGCGCGGCUGCCGCCGGCGGGCGUGUGUCGGCCCAGUGACAUCACUCGUCGCGGGCACAGGCGGACGGACCGGCCUGGACGCUCCCCUUCUGCCCUCCGGCCGGGGCCCCUGCUUUCUGCCGAUUUCUCCCGCAGAGGGCCUUUUGACCAUGCUCCCCUUGGCCAGGACAGGGUCUCCGCCAGGUGGGUUUGCACCAUCAUGGCCAGGGCGCGCAUUCAGGUCUGGGGUGGGAAUGUCUCCCUUGUAACCAGCCCUGCUGAGCCGGCAGCUUCGGCAGACGGGGCUCCUGGCGGGCGGUUCAGAGGGGCUGGAUUCAUGGACAAGCUGGCUCUGCCGUGGUGA
This is a messenger RNA of Rangifer tarandus platyrhynchus (Svalbard reindeer), 1026 nucleotides long. The record is from the annotation of a GenBank genome assembly. NCBI's taxonomy places the organism in Eukaryota, Metazoa, Chordata, Mammalia, Artiodactyla, Cervidae.